This is a messenger RNA of Zonotrichia leucophrys gambelii, 728 nucleotides long. RefSeq names its product POP5 homolog, ribonuclease P/MRP subunit (gene POP5). Gene Ontology annotation, cellular component: ribonuclease P complex. The transcript has 5 exons. Bases 54 to 554 code for a protein of 166 amino acids. Lineage: Eukaryota; Metazoa; Chordata; Aves; Passeriformes; Passerellidae. Gene Ontology annotation, biological process: tRNA 5'-leader removal. Gene Ontology annotation, molecular function: ribonuclease P RNA binding. The record is from RefSeq and is a predicted model, not a curated record.
UCCCCAUUGGCCGGGCCUGCCGUCCGUCCGCGCCGCGCGCCGCCGCCGCCGCCAUGGUGCGCUUCAAGAACAGGUACGUGCUCUGCGAGGUGAUCUCGGAGGACCCGCGGUGCCGGCAGUGCAUCGAGGACCGCGUGCUGGGCCUCGCCGUCAGAGACGCCAUCACACGGGUGCACGGGGAUUACGGCCUGGCGUGCUGCUCCAUCUCCUUCACAGUGAAGUACCUGAACGCCUACACCGGGACGGUGCUGCUGCGCUGCCGCAAGGACUCGUACCGGCUGCUGUGCUCCGCGCUGCCCUUCGUGCGGCACCUGGAGAGCCGCGGGCAGCGCUACCCCUGCUCCCUCAACACCCUGCACGUCGGAGGUACCAUAAGAACAUGUCAGAAAUUCCUGAUUCAGUAUAACAGAACACAGCUGCUGAGGUUGUUGCAAAACUGUACAAAUGAAGAGGAAAGACAAUGCAUACAGAAGUCCUUGUUGAGCUGUUCCCUUACAGAAGAGCAGUCUGAAAGUGGAGAUGAGGAGGAUGAUGAUGGCACAGAGACAGACUGAAUGUCAGUUAUUACUGUUCACUUCUAUUCUGUGCUUGUUUACUCAAGAUGUGACUGAUUAUCUUCAGUGUUAAGCAGUGCAGGGGACUGGAAAAGCAUUUGUUCAUAUUUAGAGUUCAUUCCCCCUUCCAAAUGUUUUUAAAUUUAAAAAAAAUAAAACAUUAUUUCACUUAAG